CAAAAUUUCAAGUAUCUUUCGUUCUCAGUCAAUUAAUUUUCGUGUUUUAAAGACCACAAAGUACCCAUCUGGUCCAUCUCGAUUUCGUGUUUUAAAGACCACAAAGUACCCAUCUGGUCCAUCUCGAUCCCACACACGACACAACUUUACAAAAAAAGAAAGACCAAAAAACAAAGAAAGCAAUCAACAAGAAAAUGGACAUCACCCAAAUCCUGCUCCUCUCCUUUCUCUUUCUCUCUAUCUCUAUCAAACUCUUGCUCACAAAAUCUAACCGGAAACCUAAUCUUCCUCCUUCUCCGGGUUACCCUUUACCGGUUAUCGGCCACCUCCACCUCCUCAAGCAACCGGUCCACCGAACAUUCCUCUCCAUCUCUCAGUCCCUCGGAAAUGCUCCGAUCUUCCACCUCCGCCUGGGAAACCGCCUCGUUUACGUUAUCUCCUCACAUUCCAUAGCCGAAGAAUGUUUCACCAAAAACGACGUCGUUCUUGCGAAUCGUCCUGAUAUCAUCAUGGCCAAACACGUCGGCUAUAACUUUACCAAUAUGAUUGCAGCACCUUACGGCGACCACUGGAGGAAUCUCCGCCGCAUUGCCGCCGUCGAGAUUUUUUCUUCUCAUAGAGUCAGUACUUUUAAGUCUAUCCGUAAAGACGAGAUCCAACGGCUCAUAACACUUCUCUCUAGAGACUCCUUACACGGAUUUGUUGAAGUGGAGUUGAAAUCAUUAUUAGCCAACUUGGCAUUCAACAACAUCAUCAUGAUGGUAGCCGGAAAGCGAUAUUACGGUAGCGGUACAGAAGACAAUGAUGAAGCCAAGCUCGUGAGGGAACUUAUAUCGGAGGUAAUGACGGGCGCCAGUUCUGGCAAUUUGGCUGAUUAUCUUCCGAUCAUAAAUUGGGUCACAAACUUUGAGAACCAGACCAAGAUUUUGGGGAAUCGACUCGAUAGAUUCCUGCAAAAAUUGGUUGAUGAGAAACGUGCAGAGAAAGAAAAGGGUCAAACUUUGAUCAAUCAUUUGCUUUCUUUCCAAGAAACCGAACCCGAUUACUAUACUGAUAUCAUCAUCAAAGGAAUCAUACUCGCUCUGGUUCUUGCGGGGACAGAUACAUCUGCAGUAACGUUGGAAUGGGCAAUGUCAAAUUUGUUGAACCAUCCAGGGAUACUUGAGAAAGCGAGAGCGGAAAUCGAUGAAAAAAUCGGUUCAGACCGGUUAGUUGAAGAAUCAGACAUUGGAAAUCUCCAUUAUCUCCAAAACAUUGUGUCGGAAACACUACGUUUGUAUCCUGCGGUUCCACUACUCCUCCCUCAUUUCUCAUCGGAUGAAUGUAAAGUGGCGGGCUACGAUAUGCCACGUCGCACGUUGUUAUUAACAAACGUAUGGGCGAUGCAUAGAGAUCCAGGUUUAUGGGAAGAGCCAGAGAGGUUCAAACCGGAGAGGUUCGAGAAAGAAGGAGAGACUCGAAAGCUAAUGCCGUUUGGGAUGGGACGACGAGCUUGUCCUGGAGCCGAGCUUGGGAAGCGGUUAGUAAGUCUUGCUCUUGGCUGUUUGAUUCAGUGUUUCGAGUGGGAGAGAGUUGGUGAAGAACUUGUGGACAUGACUGAAGGCGAAGGGAUCACUAUGCCUAAAGCUACUCCGUUGCGAGCUAUGUGCAAGGCACGUGCCGUUGUUGGUAAAGUGAUAUAAUUAACCUGUAACUGUAACUUAUAGUUUCAUACAUCCCACGUGUUCUUACUUCUUAGAAAUAAAAGUAUUAUGUGGUCAAUAAGUUGGAUGCAGAGCAAUAAAAGAAAUAAGUGUUUCGACUUCCA
This is a messenger RNA of Arabidopsis lyrata subsp. lyrata, 1807 nucleotides long. Its product is annotated as cytochrome P450 81D11. Gene Ontology annotation, molecular function: monooxygenase activity; heme binding; oxidoreductase activity, acting on paired donors, with incorporation or reduction of molecular oxygen. Bases 195 to 1682 code for a protein of 495 amino acids. The transcript is spliced from 3 exons. NCBI's taxonomy places the organism in Eukaryota, Viridiplantae, Streptophyta, Magnoliopsida, Brassicales, Brassicaceae. The record is from RefSeq and is a predicted model, not a curated record.